AUGUCUGGAUACGAUCGCGCUUUAACAGUAUUUUCUCCUGAUGGCCACUUGUUUCAAGUAGAAUACGCUUCAGAAGCUGUUAGAAAGGGUACCUGUGCUGUUGGUGUCCGUGGAAAGAACGUUGUUGUUCUCGGCGUUGAAAAGAAAUCAGUAUUGAAGUUGCAAGAUGCUAGAACUGUCCGCAAGAUUUGUAUGCUUGAUGAUCACAUCUGUAUGGCUUUUGCAGGUUUAACUGCUGAUGCCCGUGUCUUGAUCAACAAGGCUAGAACUGAAUGCCAGAGCCACCGUCUGACUGUUGAAGACCCCGCAUCCGUUGAAUACAUUACGCGCCAUAUCGCUCAAGUCCAACAAAAAUAUACCCAAAGUGGUGGUGUUCGUCCCUUUGGUAUCUCUACACUAAUUGUCGGUUUUGAUAACAAAGAACCCAGAUUGUACAUGACCGAACCAUCUGGUAUCUACACUGCCUGGAAGGCAAAUGCUAUCGGCAGAAGCUCCAAAACAGUUCGUGAAUUUUUGGAAAAGAAUUAUGGCGAGGAAAUGGAUGAGAAGGAUACCAUCAAAUUAGCUAUCAAGUCUUUGUUAGAAGUUGUCCAAACAGGUGCCAAGAAUAUUGAAAUUGCAGUGAUGACAUCGGAUAACACUGUCAAGCUCUUGGAACAGGAAGAGGUUGAAAGUGUCGUUGCAGAGAUUGAAAAGGAAAAGGAGGAAGAGGCCGAAAAGAAGAAGAAGCCUGCAGUCGCAUCAGGAGGCAAUUAG
Molecule: messenger RNA, 756 nt
Organism: Mucor velutinosus
Lineage: Eukaryota; Fungi; Mucoromycota; Mucoromycetes; Mucorales; Mucoraceae
Exons: 6
Coding region: 1-756 (251 amino acids)
Biological process (GO): proteasomal protein catabolic process; ubiquitin-dependent protein catabolic process
Cellular component (GO): nucleus; proteasome core complex, alpha-subunit complex; proteasome core complex
Source: RefSeq, a predicted model, not a curated record